Messenger RNA from Callithrix jacchus (white-tufted-ear marmoset), 6068 nucleotides. RefSeq names its product ERI1 exoribonuclease family member 2 (gene ERI2). The record is from RefSeq and is a predicted model, not a curated record. Lineage: Eukaryota; Metazoa; Chordata; Mammalia; Primates; Cebidae. Gene Ontology annotation, molecular function: zinc ion binding; 3'-5'-RNA exonuclease activity; nucleic acid binding.
GCCAGCCACAACCUUCUCCUCAGUCUCGCGGCAGAUUUGAACGGACCGGAAGUAGAAGACGAGCGAUUUCCGGAAGUUGGACUUGGAAGAGCAAGGAGUGUCGGGAAUGGCGACCAAGCGGCUCGCACGCCCCGGCGUCUGCGACCUGUCCUCUGUGGCACAGUUGGAAAGACCUCGGUCUACAGCCUUGGGCCGCCUUCUACCCAAGGGUGACAGGAGCCCGAGGCUGACGAACCCUGAGGUCUUGACUGUGUGGCGGUGAGCCAGUGCUUGCCCAUUCUAGGCUUCGGGAAACGACUGGACGUGACAGUGCCCUGCAGACUGGUUGGAGGCCUCAGACAAGGCACACUGCACCCAUCAAGGCAGCUUGGAUUAAUUAGGAGAAAGUCAAUUGCAUCAGCAAAUGGGAAUCUAGGAAGAAGCAAAUCCAAGCAGUUGUUUGACUACUUAAUUGUCAUUGAUUUUGAAUCGACGUGCUGGAAUGAUGGGAAACGCCACCAUAGCCAGGAAAUAAUUGAAUUUCCAGCAGUAUUGCUGAACACAUCAACUGGACAGAUUGAAUCUGAGUUCCAUGCUUAUGUUCAACCUCAGGAACAUCCAAUUCUUUCAGAAUUUUGCAUGGAAUUGACAGGCAUAAAGCAGGCUCAAGUUGAUGAAGGAGUCCCUCUGAAGAUUUGCUUAUCUCAGUUCUGUAAAUGGAUUCAUAAGAUUCAGCAACAGAAGAACAUUAUUUUUGCUGCUGGGGUUUCAGAGCCUUCUACUUCUGAAGUAAACUUAUGUGCAUUUGUUACUUGGUCAGACUGGGACUUGGGGGUUUGCCUGGAAUAUGAGUGUAAAAGAAAGCAGCUGUUUAAACCUGUGUUUUUAAACUCUUGGAUUGAUCUCAGAGCAACUUACAAGCUUUUCUAUAGGAGAAAACCAAAAGGACUAAGUGGUGCCUUGCAGGAAGUAGGAAUAGAAUUCUCAGGACGAGAACAUUCUGGGUUAGACGAUUCUCGGAAUACUGCCCUUCUUGCUUGGAAAAUGAUCAAGGAUGGCUGUCUAAUGAAAAUUACAAGGUCAUUGAACAAGGUUCCCACUAAGAAGAAUUCCAGCAUUCUGGCCAGAAAUUUGAAUACAAAUCAAGUUGAAGAAAUGUCUGCCUGUAACAGCAUCCAGGGUCCUAGCAUAUAUAAUGAGCCUAAAAAUACAAUAAAUUCUCAUGUAAAAGUUCAAAUGAAGUCAGUUUGUGCAAAUUUUCCUAUAAAGGCACAGAAGGAUCAAUUACAAGUAAAGAACAAUAUAAAAACAAGUCUUCACAAUGUCAAAAGUUGCUUAUCUAUUAUUAAUUCUAAGUCCUCUACUUCUCUGGGGCAUUUGCAGUCUCCUACCUUGAAUUCACCUAUCUAUAUGCAAAAGCAAGGAAAAAAUGAACAUCUUGCAUUUAAUACCAAAUGUGAGUCUUCAACAGUUGGUUCAGAAUUGGUACUUGUUUCUACCACGAUUCCAACUGUUAAUCAUGUUUCUGAUAUGGAAAUGAGCUCUACCCUUGACUGUUUACCUAUGUUGGCUGAUUGGGAGGAUAUGGUUUUACUGCCAGCAUCUCAGCCUGAGAAAAACAUAGAUUGUACCGUUCCCAUUAGUGAUCCAGACUUAGAGAUUUCAUUUAAUUCUGGAGAAAGAUUAAUGGUUCUGAAAGAAUCAGAAAUGCCAAGUCGUGAAAACUUUGGAGACAUAGAAGAAACUCUUCAAAAAUCUGAGACUUCUAAGUCUAUUGUAUACAAGAGUCCACACACUAUUAUUUAUAAUGUAAAAGAAGCCAAAGAUCCAGUUUCAGAUGUUUCUGCCUUUAAGUUACCUGAACACAAAUCAAGUACCUGCAACAAAGUUAAUGCCAAUAUGUCUCAUCCUUUAGUUUUGGGGAAACAUCCUCUUCUUUCAGGUGGUACCAAAAGAAAUCCAUGCAGUCCUCAAGCUUUCCCACCAGCAAAAAAACAACCCUUCACUAUUCAUGAAGAAAAGCCAUCUGAUUGCUCCCCAGUAAGAAGUUCUUCCCGGAAGCUUUUCCCAUCUGUAUUAACUUCUAUAGUUAACCUGCAAGAGCCUUGGAAAAGUGGGAAAAUGACACCUCCCUUAUGCAAGUGUGGGCGGAGGUCUAGGAGACUUGUUGUUUCUAAUAAUGGACCGAACCAUGGAAAAGUCUUUUAUUGUUGCCCUAUUGGGAAAUAUCAAGAAAACAGAAAAUGUUGUGGUUAUUUCGAAUGGGAACAAACACUUCAAAAGGCAAGAGCCAACAGUGUAGUUUCAUUUCAUUCCACAGGGGGACUCACUUUUACUUCUCCAGAAAAAAGCACUCUUUGUGACCGAAAUUUAAGUAUUUCCAACAAUAAUUCCUUGAGACUCAGGCCUUCAAUGAGGAAUUGAUUAUCUUUCAUGUAUGAAUUCUAAUUGUUCUUUGAAUUUCCAAACAUGAGUAUUCUGAUAACAUCUUACACUAUUUUAUAUAUUAAUGUUUACUGAAUUCAUCAUACUUUCUUCAGGAACCAUAAAUAUAAUCUUUUGUUAAUAGUAUUUAUUAGAUUACAUAUAAUAAGCAACAAUAGUAUAUGAUCCUUCUUUUGUAGUUAGACCUUGAAGCAAGUCUUAAACUAUUUUUAAAUUACGUGCACAAAAAUGUGACUAAUAAAAAUCCCUAGUCUAUUUUUAGUUAGAUACAUAUAUUUUGAGAAUUAUCAUAAUCUAACUGGUAUUUUGUAUUUUUCUAAAAACUUUUAUAAGUUCUUUAGUUUUAUUUCACAGCUCGAACAUUGAUUCUGAUUUGUAUAUCAACAUAUCAGAAGAAUUAGUCAACUAAAGUUUGAAAACCUAUGUAGCAGAGAUUUGGUUCAGAAAUUGCUUCUAUACUAUACAUUUAAAAAUUAAUAAUUGACAACAUUCUUUUUAUAUUAAGAAAUGAUAGGAACAUUGACAGUAUUGCAGAGGAAUUUACCAAACAUUUUAUUUCAAAAUUUAGCUUCUGAUAUCAUAACUACAAGAUAUUUUAAAUUAACAGUUUCUGAGCAUAAUACCACAGUUUUUAUCACCUCUCCAUCAUCUUGUGGUUUCUAGAGAUUGGCAGAUAAUGUGUUUGUUUUAUCGAUAUGGUAGUUAAUGAAACACAUUUAAAUUGUUUUCCAUUCUUUCUUCCUCAGUUCAUUUCUUUUUGUCUUCCCACUGAUAGUCUUUGGCAGCUCUUGAAUAAAUUCUACCUGUUGGCAUCAAGGGGAAGAAAAUUAGCCUGGAAAUUUUUGUCUUUACAUAAAGCCAAUUAUAUAGCAGUUCAAUUAUGAAUUCUAGGUGAAAGAAUUAGAAUACCCAUUGGAAUGGGUUUUGGAUAACAACCAAAGAAAGGAAAAGGGUAUUAUUGAGGAAAUUUGUCUUGGUAUUAAGUAUUUACUGCAAGUCCAAAGGACCAAACAAAAUAGGUUUAGGGUUUCAUUUUUACCUCAAAGAUUCUGAUUCUCACCCACAUGUCAUCAGUUCAGUUUGGGACAUGUGGUAUAUAACAUGAGUGAAGAAAAUAGUCAUUAAGAGGUAAAAAUAAACAGUUGAAAUUUUCCGUAACACUGAGCAAAUACUCAUCAUAAUUAGGAUACCUACCUUUCUGGGAUAUUUGUAAGGUGCCGUAGUUUUUUUAACAUGCUCCUGAAUCUCCUUUAUUAGUUGUUCUUGAUCAUGUGACUUGUAAUCAGGGUUCAGAACAAUAAAAGCCUUUACUACCUAAAAUAAGUAUUUGAAACAACAGGAAAAUGAGUUACGCAUUUGUAUGUUUUAGUAAGUCUUAUUUGCUUGCUCUAACUGAGAAUCUAUGUGCCUGGUGGGGUUGGCCAGAGUGUUUUAAUAAAGUUUGAUCCCAACUUUGUGUUCUUAAGCCAGCCAGUUGACUCACACACUUCCUGGUCUGUACCUAACACAGGAGAGCUUCUGGGACCUGUGUGGUGACCCAGCCUGGUCUAGCCUAGCCCUCAGCAUGGGGGCUACCUAUAAUCAGUAGUCACCCUGAGUUUGCCAUGUCUUUGUUGAAGGGAACAGUUCACAGAGAACAUGCAGUCUUUACACAAGGCUGUGAAGAUUCCAACAGCCACUUUGCUAUUGCUCUGAUCCAUUUCCAUGGCCCUGAAGAAUAAGAGUGGAAAUUGUGGUGGCCUUUAACUGGCAGAAGACCAGAAAGACAUUACUUUAUGCUUACAAAUCCUCUUCUCCAAAGUUUAUCCUUCCUAGAAAUGUUUUGGAAAACCCUGCCUAGUUUUUUGGACCUUUAAUGGAGAAGACAAAGAUAGGCCAUCCCUCAGAUGCCCUUUUAAAAGUAAAUUUGGAGUGCUAUCAUUUUCUCUCCUAGGGCACUGCCAGGACUGCCAUUUACUGCCUUCCCUAUAGGCAUGAGUCUAGGUGCACCAACUAGUAUGUACCUCCAAAGCCAGAUUACCAGCCCAGAGCUGGCUGUGGAAUGAUGGUUCCUGCAGGCACAGUUCCAGGAGAGUCCUCUGAAACUUUUUUAUGAUUAAAUAUCCUGCAGUUAAGUGCCUGAAAUCUUAAUAAACUCAAGGAUUCAUUUGUCUAGCUUAAAGAUAAGCUGACAACAUUUCGUAUCCACUUUGAUCUAACACUUUGGGAGGCUAAGGCGGGUGGAUCACCUGAGGUCAGGAGUUCAAGACCAGCCUGAUCAAUAUGGUGAAACCUCAUCUUUAAAAAAAAAAAGAAAGAAAAUGAAUUAUUUGAAACAACAAAUUACUCAGAACAGCUAUUGGUGAGAAACAAAGACUUCAAGUUAUAAUUUUUUCACAUAUUGAAAACUUCACCAGUGGGUAAUUUUACAUUUUAUGAGCUGUUACCCAUUUUUGUCUUUACCCGAAACCCUUGUGGGGUGCAGUGGCUCAUGCCUGUAAUCCCAACAUUUGGGAGGCCAAGGCAGGAGGAUUGCUUGAGCCCAGGAGUUUGAGAGGAGCCUGGGCAACAUAGUGAGACUUUGUCUCUAAGAAAAAAAGAAAACCCUUUAACAUUUUUAAUUUGCAUGUGCCAUAGGGCAGUUGUGAACCCUUGUGUGUAUGUGUGUCUAUGGAUAUAGUUUUGUUCUAUUCAUUUCUUGACAUUUUAUAAAAUGUAUUUGUAGUUAUGCUGGUUCUGCUGCAUUAGCAACAUUUUUGCAAAUUAAAAAAUUAUGCUUGUUAUAAGUCAUUCAAAGGCAAAUUAUUGUUAAAACUUUGCAAUACUGGUUCACAUAUUGACUUCUACACCUUGGAUGAAGUCUCCUUUAUCUUUUUAAAUGACUACAGAUAAUGUUAAAUUAACAAGGAACAACCUAACAUGAGUAAAAGUAUGAACUCUGAAGUCAGAACAGCUGGGUUCAAGUCACAGUUUGUUAGGUAAUGUUGGACAAGUUAGGUAAUCUUUGUGCCUCAGUUUCUUUCUCUAUAAAAGAGAUUCUGAUGAUUAAAUAAUUAGCAUCGAUGUAUAAUGUCUGGCACAUAGUAUGUCAUCAAAAACAUUAGCUCUUAGUUGUAGUCAUAGAAUUGCAAGAAGUUUGGGUUUUAUUUUUUAACCCCAAAUCCAUAAGUGGGCUUCAGAUUUCUCUGAAAUUCUAUGCGAAAUCUUGUAUUUUUCUGAGAAAAGUGGGUGUGCCAUUCAAUAUGAUAGCCACUAGCCACAUGUGGCUAUUUCAAUUUAAAUGAAUUAAAUAAGAUUAAAUUUUCUCAGUCACACUAGCCACAUUUCAAGUGACUGAUAGCCAUGCACAGCUGUUGUAUUGGAUGGUGCAAAUACAGAACAUUUCUAUCAGUGCAUAAGUCCAUCAGUGGCCUGUGGUUUUCUUCAAAUUCUCAAAGAGGUAUGUGAUCCAAAAAAUGUAAGAACCUAGUGAUCUAGGCAAAUAUUUCUAAGUGUUUAUUUCACAUUCCAAUGUUAAAAUUGUAUUUCAAAUCUAAAUAUUCUUUUUAAUAAAUUCUGGAACUUGCUACCCAAUUAAAGGCCUGGCAGGACCCAGCCUGGAGAAGGACCUAACCCAGGUAGAACAGCCCUGCCAGCAGAAAGGGAGCAACCGCUGGUGGCAUGGA